UUGAUCGAUAAAUCCGCGGUCACACUCACCAAUCGCACGUGUUGCAUUUAAAAAGAAUUGUUUUUCUCCUCAAAAAACACAAUUAAUUGACAACGCAAAGAUGGUUAAAGUACAAAAACCACAGCCAAAGUCGCUGAGCAAAAGCGCCAAUAUUGAGGGCGUGGCCAGGAAAAAGAAAACCACGGAAAAGGGCAAGUUGACCAAAGCAGCCGUUCUGGAAGUAGCGGUAAAAAAUGCGGCGCCGAAAAAACUAGAAGUCGUUGAAAAACCCAAAAAAGAACAGAAGAAGCCUGCUGGGAAAGAGAAACAGCAAAAGGCCACUAAGAGGCCGUUGGUAAUGGCUCCUCCAGAGUCGCCGGUUGCAUCGCCGGUCGUUGUAAAAAAGUCAAAGGGAAAGGCCGCUGCCGCCCCCAUUCCUGCGACUCCUGUCGCCAAAAAGCCGCUGAUUUUGGCGCCAUCUCCUUCGCCCGCUAAACCAGCGACUGCCAAAAAGGAAAAGAAAGGCAAACUGGCUCCUGUUGAGGCUCCUAGAAAGGUGGCCAAGAAAUCAGUUGUAGAGGAAGCACCUGCAAAGAAGCAAGCACCUUCUAAGAAGGCUGCUGUGUCUGCAUCUGCAGCCAGUGCGAAGAAAUCAGGCAAUAAAGCGGAUUCAGCUCCAGCAAAGAAGGCAGUAGAAACACCAGCUCUAGCUCCGACUGCAGCGAAGAAAGAUAACAAGAAAGCAGCUCCAGCUAAGAAAACACCGGCAGCUCCUGCCAAGCAAACACCUGAGGUUCCAGUCAAGAAAACAUCUGAAGCUCCAGCCAAGAAAGCAGAGCCAGCCAAAAAAGUUGCAGCAGCAAAGAAAGCAGUGGAGUCACCGGUCAAGGCAGCAGCUCCUGCCAAGAAAGCAGCUCCAGCCAAGAAAAUCUUGGACUCUCCAGUCAAGACAGCAGCUCCAGCCAAGAAAGUAGCUCCAGCCAAGAAAGUAGCUUCAGCCAAGAAGGCAGCUCCUGGCAAGAAACCAGUUGAAGCUCCAGCUAAAAAGUCUGACAAGGUAGCCAAACAAACAGCACAGGUUGUGUCUGAAGUAGCUGAAGCCAAACCAGCAGCAGCAUCGCUGCAGAAGAAGACGAAGCCAGUCAAAAAACUCUACAAGCCAGACAAGUCGCCGAAAAGUAAGAAGGCAGCCAAGAAGAAUGUGGAAGGAACAAAGGGAAAGUCCAACAAAAAGGUCAAGAAGUCCAAGAAGCCGCCCGUCAAGUUGCAGUUCGAGGUGAAGCCCUUCGAUGAGCAAAAGUUCCAUGAUAUUGUCUCCGAAUCUAAUGUGCUGAAGGUGUGCCAGGCCCUCAAGACCCAAGCGGCCGAAGAGGUGGCCAAGAAGAAGUCAACAUCGAUCUUCAGCGACUACCGCUACACACUGCAAGUGUGCAGCUACAAGAUACCCAGCUGCCCCAAGCGUGUGGUCAAGCUGGGACUGAAGCACUCCCUUGUGGGCAGCGACGAUGAUGUGGCCAUCAUUGUGACUGACUUGCAGCGUGGUGCCAAGUUUGAUUUUGAGCCCACCAAGGCCCACUACGAGGAUCUGUUCCGGGAGAUUGGCAUCGAGCAGCGUCUGACUGUGGUGCCAUUCAAUCAGCUGCGCAACGAUGUGAACAGCUUUGAGGCCAAGCGCAAGUUCCUCAACACCUAUGACUACUUUAUGUGCGACGGCAAGUUAUCGGGACAGGCCAGUUCGUAUCUGGGCAAGUUUACCCAGAAGCCGCGCAAUGUUCUGCAUCCGGUGCGUCUAAGCAAGGACAAUGCACAGCUGCAGAAGGAGAUAUCGCGUGCUCUGUGCCGCACUGCCUUCAGGCAACUCAGCAAGGGUGAUCUCACCUCCGUACCCGUGGGCAACCACGAGCACAGUGCCGAGCAGCUGGCGGAGAAUAUUCUGCUGGUGACAAAGCAACUGGAGACUGUCUUUCCUGGGGGCCUGGCCAACAUUCGUUCGCUGUAUGUCAAAAUCGAUAUUGUCGGCACCUCGGCCCUGCCCCUGUACAUCAGCAUGUGUGCCGCACCAGCGGACACUCCGUAUGUGGUCGGACCACGUGAGCAGCGCAUGCUGAAGCUGAAGAAGCAGGCCAAUGAGGUGCUGUCUCGUUUUGCCCUUACCAAGGAUGCCGAGUUCGUAAAGUUGACUUGGCAACAGGUGAAGCGCAAGGCAGAGAUUCGCGAAGAGAAAGCGGCUCUCUUGGCAGCCGAUGCGAAUGGUACUGCCGCUCCUUCUAAGGACAACGAUGGUGAGGACACUGCUGUGCCCACAAAGAAGGCUCGCAAAGAGUCGACGAGCGAGGCGGCCAAGAAUGAGGCUGAAUCGGAUGAAGAUGAAGUUGAGGAGGAUGAUGAGAAUGAGCAUGCUGAAGGUGACGACAACGACGACGAUGAGGAAGAUGAGAAUGAUGAAGAUGAUGACGACGACGACGAUGAAGAUGAUGAUGAUAAUGAGAGUGAGGAGGACGAUGAAGAUGAUGACGACGACGAUGAUGAUGAGUAAACGUGCCCUCGUGGCAAAUUUACUUUCCUUUAGUCGUAAUGCUUGGAUACCCACCCCCUCCCAGCCAACAAUUUCUACUCAAUUUUCGUAUUGAAAAUGUUUGGAACAGUUUUAAGGAAUAAACGAAUUGUUUUUAAGAUAACCAAUUUAGGUGCCACUAA
This is a messenger RNA of Drosophila guanche, 2676 nucleotides long. RefSeq names its product ribosomal L1 domain-containing protein CG13096. NCBI's taxonomy places the organism in Eukaryota, Metazoa, Arthropoda, Insecta, Diptera, Drosophilidae. The transcript has 2 exons. The record is from RefSeq and is a predicted model, not a curated record. Bases 101 to 2515 code for a protein of 804 amino acids.